This is a messenger RNA of Dissoconium aciculare CBS 342.82, 2409 nucleotides long. RefSeq lists its product as uncharacterized. Gene Ontology annotation, cellular component: cytoplasm. NCBI's taxonomy places the organism in Eukaryota, Fungi, Ascomycota, Dothideomycetes, Mycosphaerellales, Dissoconiaceae. The record is from RefSeq and is a predicted model, not a curated record. The transcript has 4 exons. The coding region runs from base 1 to 2409 and encodes 802 amino acids.
AUGCCGAAUUUCCUGAACCUAAGGCGGACCUCUCGCCUGUCGCUGCGCAGUAAUAAUAAUAAUAGUAAUAAUAACGAUACCAACAAUACCAGUUCCGAAAAUUCCUCUUCAAUAAGCAAUCCCGAAGACCACCGGCAACGGAAUAAAUCAUCCUCCACAUUAAGUUCCUACUUCGAACAGCGCCGAAACCCCUCUCCGCCCUCGUCGACUUCUCCGCCAAACGGACGAUCGACGACGACAUUGUCAGGAACCAGCAGCCACGGUCAAGGAAACAAGACCCCACCACCUGUCCCGCAACGACCACGAUUGGCGAGCGCUCAGAGCAAUCGAAUCAGCAUGCUCGGACUACCGACUCAGAGCGGCGAGCGAACAACGCCGUCAACGUCGCCCUAUGCGCCUCGCGUGCUCUCCGUGAGCGAUGGCUCCUGGGUCCACCAAAAAGUCUUGCUCGUCUUCGGCCAAUGUGCUGAUGUCGCCCAACCCGUAGACGGUCAGCUUACCGUCUCACACCACCAAGACAGCUUCCCAUCCGUCAAUUGGCCAGUGUGCGCUUCUCAUUUCAAGGCGUUGGUCUACCUGCAGCCUGGACCGAAUCGGAUCCGUCUGGAUUUCACCUCGCGGGAUGUCCCAACCAACAACCCAUCCUCGCCCGCCCAUUCAUCUUGGAUCAAUAUCAACUACCUCCCACUCAACUCAGCGCCGCCUCUGCAGUUGUGCAUCCUCGUCGCCCGUGACUCGCCCGAGACGUACGAUGCUAUGCCUCAACGGGUACAAACCGAGGGCAACAAUCUGGCGACCGCCAUCCGGAAAUUCCGGAUGUCGGCAUACCUCUGGCAGGCUUUCACGGCGGAGCAAAUGAAUCGCAACGGCUUCGGCCGACGCUGUUAUCGAUACGAGGAGGAGUGGCAGCCAGGGACAUUGACGGUGAAAGAUAUGGAGACCGGGCAGAUGCGCAACGAGGCCAAGGUCCACAUCAUCCGUUUACGACAGUCUGCGCAAGAGGUGCGAGAUUUGGAAAUCGCUCAGCAGUAUGAGCCGGCGUCGAGGAAAGGGGGCCUCUUCGACAUCGCGGGCGAUGCGGUGAGAGAGCACUUCAAGAUCGCUCCCGGACAGACCCACUACGUUUCGUGUAUGUUCUUGGAUACGCAGUGGGACAAGCAGGUCGGGAUCGUGCGCGGACAUGCUGCGCUCGGCGGUGGAGGCGAAGAUCUCAAGCUUGCCAUCUUCGGCUCCCACCUUUUACAGUCAUACCCAGCACACAUCGAGGAGGUCGUCCCGGCGUUCACGGAUUGCACACGGACCGAUACCGAUUACGUCGCGAACGACUGUGGUGAGUCGGGUAGCAGCUGGGAGGCCGCCAACAUCGGCAUCGGAGCCCACCUACACGAGACCGGACAUCUCUUCGGCUGCCCACAUCAAGAAUCCGGUGUCAUGCUCCGGGACUACGUCACCCUCAACCGGACCUUCACCUGCCGCGAGGCCUACUCGACGCGGACGAAGCAGCAAGGCCGGCAACUGUGUCUCCCCGAGGACGAGUGCGCAUGGCAUCGCCUCGACAUCCUUCGCUUCCGUUUCCACCCCUGCUUCGGGCUCCCCAGCGACCAACCCGUCAACUCCGACGCCAGCAUCCAAGUCUGGGCCGUCGACAACUCCAACGUCCUCGUGACCGCCGCCACCGGCGUCGCCUGGAUCGAGAUCACCCCGGAAGGCGACGACGUCUGCCACCACUGGAUCGAGUUCAUCGACCCGAGCGCCUCCGCCUCCGCCGCCCCCCGCCAGAUCACCCUCACCGAAGCCCAACUCCGCGAACGCCUGCCGGCGGGCGACAGAUCCAACAAGAAGCGCCGCCUCGCCGUGCAGGUCUUCUCCGGCGGCGGCGCCAGCCUCGAGAUCCCGGACUUCGCCGCCCUCGCCUCCGAGGACAGCCGCCUGCGCCUGCCCGACAACCGCUACGCCUUCCGCGGCGCCCGCGUCGGCGGCGCGCCCAGCCCGGGCCAGACCGUCGACAUCCUCCUCCCCUCGGCCGCCGGCACCGGCGGCAGCCCCACCCGCAUGCGCUCCAGCCGCCUGAUGAGCGUCCGGAUCCACCACGGCGGCUACAUCGACGGGCUGGAGUUCCUCUUCGAGGACGGCUCCGCCUCGCUCUUCGGCCAGCGCGGCGGCAGCCCGACGGAUUUCCCGCUGGACGUGCGCCGCGGCGAGAUGCUCCUGGGCUUCCACGUGCGCGCCGGCGCGUGGAUCGACGGCCUGCAGGUCCUCACGACGUCCGGACGGCGGAGCGAAUUCUUCGGGAACAAGAACGGGGGCAGCGGACACACCCUCAUCCCCCCUCGCGGAUACACCAUCGCGGGCGUCUACGGCCACUCCGGCGGCUGGAUGGAGAGCUUCGGCCUGCUCAUCGCCCGGUGA